CGGUUCCUCUCCGAUCGUCCCCAAUCCCCGUCCCCGUCGCACUCCUCCGCGCGCCACUGCCUCCCUGGCAGCACCAACAGCAACCCCACACGCAGCUUCGUCGGCUGGAACGCCCAAGGUUUCGUUUGCAUCCCUCUCGCUCUCGCCGUCUCACGUGCCCCGCGCUGCUCCUGCUCCUGCCCGCACCAUUGUUCGCUUUUGGGAUUCAGCCCAGGAAGUCACUCUUCACCACCUUCUCCAGUUCUCCAUAGGAGCACGCAGCACGCCUACGCUUCCAGCGCAUGGGGAUCGCGGGGCGGGUGACUGCCCCGCUGCCGCUGCGUCUCGGAUUCCCCGGCGUGGCUCCCCCGCGUUCCGCGGCGCAUCCGAGGAAGGGCGGGUGGGGGAGGAAGCGGAACCCCCCGUGUGCCGCCAACUCGCUGCAUCCUAGCAACAACAACCCGAGAGCGCGGCACCACGAUCCCAGCCUCAAGGUUCCCGGUGGCGAUGUCGACGGGAUGGGCGUUAACGGUGGCGCCGCCAAGCCCUCCCUCGCGCCGACGCCGCAGAAGAGGAGGCGCGCGCCGUGUGACGUGGAGGAGGAAGCGUGGGGGCUCCUCCGGGAGUCGGUGGUGCGCUACUGCGGCAGCCCCGUGGGCACGAUCGCCGCCUGUGACCCCAACGACGCCUGCCCGCUCAACUACGACCAGGUGUUCAUCCGGGACUUCGUGCCCUCCGGGAUCGCGUUCCUGCUCAAGGGGGAGUACGACAUCGUCCGCAACUUCAUCCUGCACACGCUCCAGCUCCAGAGCUGGGAGAAAACAAUGGACUGCCAUAGUCCGGGACAAGGGUUGAUGCCAGCUAGUUUCAAGGUGCGUGUUAUUCCACUCGAUGAUAAUGGCACAACAGAGGAAGUCUUGGAUCCUGAUUUUGGAGAGGCUGCUAUAGGCCGUGUGGCACCAGUUGAUUCAGGUUUAUGGUGGAUCAUAUUGCUGAGAGCAUACGGAAAAUGUUCAGGAGACAUGUCAUUUCACGAGAGAAUUGAUGUCCAGACUGGAAUAAAAUUGAUCUUGAAGCUUUGUUUAGCUGAUGGGUUUGACAUGUUCCCCACAUUGCUUGUCACUGAUGGCUCCUGCAUGAUAGAUCGUCGAAUGGGAAUCCAUGGACACCCAUUGGAAAUUCAGGCACUGUUCUAUUCAGCUCUCUUGAGUGCGCGUGAGCUGCUCACCCCAGAAGAUGGAUCGGCUGACUUGAUCCGUGCCCUAAAUAGCAGGCUUAUGGCGCUAUCUUUCCAUAUCAGGGAAUAUUAUUGGCUUGAUAAGAGAAAGCUAAAUGAGAUAUACCGAUACAAAACAGAAGAAUAUUCUUAUGAUGCUGUCAACAAGUUCAACAUAUAUCCUGACCAGAUUCCAUCCUGGCUAGUUGAAUGGAUCCCUCCGAAAGGGGGUUACUUCAUCGGAAACUUGCAGCCAGCUCACAUGGAUUUUCGAUUCUUCUCUCUGGGGAACUUGUGGUCUAUAGUAAGCAGUUUGGCAACAACCCAUCAAUCUCAUGCUAUUCUGGAUCUGGUCGAAGCCAAAUGGUCUGAUCUAGUGGCAGAGAUGCCAAUGAAGAUAUGUCAUCCUGCUCUUGAGGGUCAAGAAUGGAAAUUUAUUACAGGGAGUGACCCUAAGAACACGCCUUGGUCUUACCAUAAUGGAGGUUCCUGGCCAACUUUAUUGUGGCAGCUCACAGUGGCAUGUAUCAAGAUGGACCGGCCUGAAAUUGCAGCGAGAGCUGUGGAGGUGGCUGAAAGGCGUAUUUCCUCAGAUAAAUGGCCUGAAUAUUACGAUACCAAGCGUGCGCGGUUCAUUGGCAAACAGGCCCGACUUUUCCAAACCUGGUCUAUUGCCGGCUUCCUUGUGGCCAAGCUGCUGCUGGAAAACCCUGAAAAAUCUAGAAUACUCUGGAACAAUGAAGACGAGGAAAUUCUUAACGCUCUGAGUCUCAUGGCUGAUGCAUCCAAUUCAAAGAGGAAGCGUGGCAGGAAAGUACUGAAGAGGACAUACAUUGUGUAACUCCAGCAGCAGUUCCAUACAUCGUGAGUUCAUAUAUGUAACAGUUCGUUUUGUUGUACAUAUUAUUACCAAGUGGAUAUUUGUAGAGAAAAUGUCCAUUUUGAGAUGUUGCUAUAGUGAGGUAUUAUUAAUAUCAUCAAGGUUUUCCACC
This is a messenger RNA of Brachypodium distachyon (stiff brome), 2187 nucleotides long. Its product is annotated as neutral/alkaline invertase 3, chloroplastic. Gene Ontology annotation, biological process: sucrose catabolic process. The transcript is spliced from 6 exons. Gene Ontology annotation, molecular function: sucrose alpha-glucosidase activity; endo-alpha-N-acetylgalactosaminidase activity. The record is from RefSeq and is a predicted model, not a curated record. Bases 282 to 2036 code for a protein of 584 amino acids. Gene Ontology annotation, cellular component: chloroplast. NCBI's taxonomy places the organism in Eukaryota, Viridiplantae, Streptophyta, Magnoliopsida, Poales, Poaceae.